AUGAUGUCUAGUGACUUCUCGACGUAGUGGGGGGAAAAGUUGAGACCGUCUCAACUUUUUCAGUGUGCCGCAAAAUACGACGUAUCUAAAAUGGACGACGAAAAUGAUGAAAUCGCAAUGAUGUAGACAUGCGGAAUUUGCGAAACAAUUUGCGACGUUGAUGAGGUGUCGGACCACGUAUGUCUAGAGGGAUACAGAGGAUGUUAUGUCGAUGAGGCGACACGUUAUUUUUAUCCACUUUUAAAUGGAAGAACGUGUCUACGCCGUGUCUACAGUAAUGGCGUAGAGCAAGUAGUUGAGGUCGACAUUGAUGCAACCUUCAACCAGAAUAUACGUCUUGAAGAAAUUGUCUCAAGAAGAGGAAGAAAAUUUAAUUUUAUCCGUCCAAAAUAGAAGGCCUCUGUGGGACGUUAGCCAGCCGGUAGAACAGAGAUCCGAGCAAACCCGAAGACGACUUUGGGAAGAAGUUGCUGUUGAAUUGAAUGGAGUACUCGACGCAGCUGCUGUACAGAAGAAAUUUAAAUCAUUACGCGAUACACAUCGCAAAAUUAUUCAGUCGGAGCAGUACCUUCCGAGUGGAUCUGGGAGAAAUGAAAAUGAUGAGGACAGUCACAAGUGGAAGAACUAUGACGUAAUAGAGUUUCUUUGAUACUUGGGUUCAUAUCUUGACAGAGUUGGAUAUAUUGCAUUGCGAGCGGUAAAUUUAGUCACGUGACUAUAUUUGACGCUAAAUCGUAGCGUCAAUGAAAUGGGAC
Messenger RNA from Vollenhovia emeryi, 755 nucleotides. RefSeq lists its product as uncharacterized. The coding region runs from base 311 to 649 and encodes 112 amino acids. Gene Ontology annotation, cellular component: transcription regulator complex; nucleus. Gene Ontology annotation, biological process: regulation of transcription by RNA polymerase II. The transcript is spliced from 6 exons. The record is from RefSeq and is a predicted model, not a curated record. Lineage: Eukaryota; Metazoa; Arthropoda; Insecta; Hymenoptera; Formicidae.